AUGUUUUUAGGUGGAAGUAGAGCAGCAUUUCGCGGUUUAAGCCGCAGUAGAAGUAUGUUGACGAUUUUGACAAUUCUGGUGGGAUUUCUGGCCUUGAUGCUAGCAGGUGUACUAACAGAGUCCACAACAGUACACGAAUGGCAUUCGUUCUCUUUGGGAGCUCGGAGCUUCUUCUCCGGCCUUGGAGGAGGCGGUGCGUCGUCUUCGCAACACAGCAGUGAUGGCGGAUCAUCAUCAUCAUCUGGGUUUAGCUACAAUUAUGCCAUUGCGUUUCAGGCGAAAGACCGUGUGGACGGAGUCUACGCUGGUCUGAGCCAACUGGAUUCACCCACCGGUGAGGAUAAUUAUUUUGUAAGUGUCAGAAAUAGCCAUGACGUUUUUGCAGGCGUUGCAGACGGUGUCGGCGGAUGGGUCGAACACGGGUUUGACUCCAGUGCAAUUAGUCGCGAGCUGUGUAGUUCCAUGCUGGACCUCUCGACAAAUCUCACAAAGAAGCCUUUGUCGCCCAAGCAGUUGUUGGAUCUGGCAUACACCAAGAUCAAAAAUGACGGUAAAGUUCAGGUUGGAGGGACAACUGCAAUCGUGGCACAUUUUACCCCCAAUGGCACGCUUAAAUUGGCCAAUCUUGGUGAUUCAUGGUGCGGUGUGUUCCGGAACGCGAAACUGGUAUUCCAAACCAAGUUUCAAACGGUGGGCUUCAACGCUCCAUACCAGCUGGCCAUCAUUCCGCAAGAUAUAGUUAGAAAAGCGGCCCAAAAGGGUGGUUCUUACAUCCAAAAUCAACCCAAAGACGCCGACGAAUACAAUUUUAAAUUGCAGAAAGACGAUAUUAUAGUUUUGGCUACUGACGGCGUCACCGAUAAUAUAGCUACUGGAGAUAUGGAGUUAUUUCUGAGCAACAACGCCGAAAGCGGGGGCCUGCAAGAACUAACACAGAAGUUUGUUACUCAAGUGGUGAAGCUAAGCAAGGACCCCACAUUUCCAAGCGUUUUCUCUCAGGAAAUGUCCAAAUUAUACGGUCGUCCUUACCUCGGAGGAAAAGAAGACGAUAUCACCGUAGUUGUUAUAAAAGCAACCUAA
Molecule: messenger RNA, 1080 nt
Organism: Lachancea lanzarotensis
Lineage: Eukaryota; Fungi; Ascomycota; Saccharomycetes; Saccharomycetales; Saccharomycetaceae
Gene: PTC7
Product: LALA0S05e04104g1_1
Exons: 1
Coding region: 1-1080 (359 amino acids)
Source: RefSeq, a predicted model, not a curated record